UGGGUCACUGCGUCGCUUCCAACUUGUACUUCAUUUGGAUUUUUGUAGAGGUGCCUUUCUCUAAACUUGCAACAUAGCAUAGUAGUUAGUAUCUACUCUAAAGUAGGUGUUUUCAUUCAAGAAAGCUGGCGGGUGUGCAAAUGUGCUGAACUAUAAUCGUAGCAUUGUUAAAACAGUUCAAUAUUAUCUAAAACAGUGUUAAAACUUCAUACAACAGUUAAUGAAAUAGUCAAGAACCGUGGGCGCGGCGAGUGGCUCGACGACUGCAGCAUGGACGACGACCAGCAGUUCUGCUUGCGCUGGAACAACCAUCAGUCCACGCUGGUGUCGGUGUUCGACACACUCCUAGAGAAAGGCAUUCACGUGGACUGUACCCUCGCGGCCGAGGGCCAGACGCUAAAGGCGCACAAAGUCGUCCUGUCAGCGUGCAGUCCCUAUUUCGAGAAUGUACUAUCACAGCAAUAUGACAAGCAUCCAAUAAUCAUCUUAAAAGAUGUGAAAUAUGCAGAGUUAAGAGCCAUGAUGGACUAUAUGUACCGAGGAGAGGUGAACAUCUCGCAGGACCAGCUGGCCGCCUUACUCAAGGCUGCAGAGUCCCUGCAAAUCAAGGGCCUCUCUGAUAACAAGCCGUCCCGGCCACCGUCGCGCCCUGCACAGGCUGCUCCAGCACACCCGCCUCGUGCUCCAUCGCCACCACCACAGGUCCGAGACGGUAGCAUAGACAGUCGCGAAGGGUCCAUAAGCCCGACCCGCCGCCGGAAGAAAGCGCGCCGCAUGUCCGUGGAAGUCCCCGCGCCUGUACCACAGCCCGCAGAAGUCCAUGGAAAUGGGGAGGAGCCCCCUUGCAAGGAGGAGAACGCAAGAGAUGGUGUUGAGGAUCUCACGCUAGACGAGGAGGCUGAGGAGCCUCCAGCCGUGGCACAUAACGACGUCGUACGCAAUUUUCAAUGGCAUAUGGAAAGAUCUCAGGAUGAAAUCAUGAAUUCAAGUGACAGUGUUCGAGACUCGCAAGGAGCCGUGCCGGAGGACGUGUCUUUCACUAGGAUCGGGGGCCUGUCGUGGGACCAGUGGUCGGCGCGGCUCGCGCUGCCGCUCGUGGCGUCCAUGCGCGUCAGCGGCCCGCAGCUGCCGCCGGCGCCCGGGGAGCCCAGCUUCACCUGCCCCGACUGCGGCCGCGUCUACAAGCUCAAGUCCUCCCUCCGCAACCAUCAGAAGUGGGAGUGCGGGAAGGAACCACAAUUCCAGUGUCCUUACUGCGUAUAUCGCGCCAAACAGAAGAUGCAUAUCGCGCGCCACAUGGAGCGCAUGCAUCGGGAAGUCCACAUGAAACCCGAGCAGUACAUAAAGCAGGAUAACAUCGACGCUUGCACAUAGCGCGACCGGCAUAGUCACUAUUAAAUACUCCAUAUUUUUAUAAGAAUUUUGAAACUGUAUUGAUGUUAGUGUUACAGUCUUUUUUGAUGUUUUUUGUCACAUUUUGUAUUAAGGACCAAUUUUGAUGUUAAUAUUUACAGUUAUUAUAUCGUGCGAAGUAGAUAUAUGUCAAGACGUGAAAAGAAUCGUAUCAAAAAUCCGAAGUUUUCCUGAUUGUGAUAAAUGUGAUGAAAUCUAUUUGUGAUAGUGGCAUGGGCAGUCACGUUAGAUGUAGACGUCAACUAGGUCACAAAUGGUGCCUAUAAUCGUUACCCACUUAAUGCGACAUCAACGAGUGAUGAAAAUAAGAUACCACAAAUGACAAGUUACUCAUAGUAUUCACACUAGUUGCAGUUUGAUUGCGACAGUGUAAGAAACUGUUGCAUUUACGAGUAUACAAUAAGAUUAAGAUGAAGUGAUUUGUAUAGUUACGCUUUUUACUAUUUUAUGUACAGCAUUUAUUAUGUAAACUUAUCAUUCCUGUACUAGGACGUAAGUUCCGUGAUUUAGGAGCUUUGAUGUUACAUACUCUUUGUUUAAAAUUGUUACCAAUUACAGUUACUAUUAACAGCAUCGCUAACAGAUUUCGUACAAACAAUCGUACAAUUUAGAAUAAAAAUUUCAGUAUCUGACGAUACUGAGGUGUACAACUUGCCACAUUUUGUUAAGUAUUUUGACAACCGUUUGUUUGAGAUGCAUAGAAAUCGUGAUUGAGAUGUGCUACUCGUAUAUUAUAUAAAAUGAUAUUUUAGUUUUAAUUAAAAUGAAGCUAUUACCGCUUAGUAAGCAAGCUCUAGUUCUCUGCCAUAAUGCAUGUUCCAUUAUAUUGUAAUACUCACUUAAGUUAAUUUUUCUAUUAUUUUUAGAUCUCUUUACGUCUAAUGCAUUUAUUUUAUCUUUAGUCUAGGAUUUUUUAUGUUAAAAUUCUUAUAGCCGUGUAUCAGUAGAGUGGACAAUUGACAAAAUUGGUAGUUCCUGGAAUUGUAUGUCUGUUGAUUGAUACGUUCUUGUGAUUUUAUCUAAUUAUAAUUACUCCUUUUGGGGCCAAUCAUGGCUGUUAGGUCAGACCUGCAAUAGCUACAAGUGCCUUAUGAAAAUUGUUGAUUUUAAUCGUUGAAGCGGAAGACACUGCCAUUAAAAUUGCGUUAAUCGUAUCGAUACCUAGUGCACAAUCAAAUUUUCAGAAGUUCAAAUAUUCUUCCACGUAGUUUAAGUAAAUAUUUACACAUUCAUUACCAUUUAGAAAUUAUUAUAAGAUUAGUGCCGGUACCAUGUUACAGAAGCUUAUAAUAAAUUGUGAAAUCAAAAUUUUGUUGAUUUAGUGUUAACAUGGUGCCAUCGUAGGUUAUUUCCGGAGUUACCAUCAUACAAUCAAAAUGUAAAGUUCACAGUACAACCAUACGAAGUCUUGUCAAUAUAAAAAUAAGUGCCUUCAAUCGUUAGUCAUUAGGGUUUAAAACGUUCCAGUUUCUAAACUAGUUCAAAAACAGAAGCGUUAGUUUGACGAUAGUGAUCCUCUUGAAGUAGCUAACUUCUUUGGAAAGCACAGCAUUUCUCAUAACUGUGAUAUGUAAUUUUUGCAGACAAUCAAUACACGGAGAAAACAGCGACUAAAUGUAGCAAAACUAAUGUAUUCCUAAUUAUUCGUAAGAUCAUGAUCCUAGUGAUGUAUUGCCCCUCUUUCACAUGAGCGUUUAUUAAGUACGGGUUAAAACGUGCAGGGAAUUUGCCAUCUGUUAGAAAGAGACGGUUAUAUACAAUUAUGUCACUAACAGAUUGCUGCAUUACUAUGGCUUUUCAACCCUCGCAAGAAAAACGCGUGUGUGAAAUUAGGGCAUUUGCUAAUGAACAAAUCUAGAUACUGCCUAUAGAAUAUUACUAGGUGAUAGAACCAUGUGUAAUCUGUUGAUGAAGUUACAGUGAUUAAAUGCAUUUGAUUGUAUUUGUAUAACCAUUUUGUAUUUUAAUAAAGUUGCUAUACUUGA
This is a messenger RNA of Cydia splendana, 3398 nucleotides long. Its product is annotated as longitudinals lacking protein, isoforms A/B/D/L-like. Gene Ontology annotation, molecular function: protein binding. The record is from RefSeq and is a predicted model, not a curated record. NCBI's taxonomy places the organism in Eukaryota, Metazoa, Arthropoda, Insecta, Lepidoptera, Tortricidae. Gene Ontology annotation, biological process: regulation of transcription by RNA polymerase II. Bases 271 to 1374 code for a protein of 367 amino acids. Gene Ontology annotation, cellular component: nucleus. The transcript is spliced from 6 exons.